AUGUGCAACAACAGCUUCCCCAAAGAGUUCCUCCUCCUGCCAUUCGCAAACACACGUGAGCUGCAGCUCCUGCACUUCGGGCUCUUCCUGGGUAUCUACCUGGCUGCCCUCCUGGGCAACGGCCUCAUCCUCACAGCUGUAGCCUGUGACCACCGUCUCCACACCCCCAUGUACUUCCUCCUCCUCAACCUUGCCCUCCUUGACCUGGGCUCCAUCUCCACCACUGUUCCCAAAGCCAUGGCCAAUUCCCUCUGGGACACAAGGGCCAUUUCCUAUGCAGGUUGUGCUACCCAGGUCUAUUUCUUUGUUCUGUUUGUCGCAGCAGAGUUUUCUCUCCUCACCAUCAUGGCUUAUGACCGCUACAUUGCCAUCUGCCAACCCCUGCACUACAGGACAAUAAUGGACAGCAGAGUUUGUGCCAAGAUGGCAGCAGCUGCCUGGAGCAGUGGCUUUCUCAACGCCCUUCUUCACACUGCCAAUACGUUUUCACUACCAUUCUGCAAGGGCAAUGUCCUGGACCAGAUCCUCUGUGAAAUUCCCCAGAUCCUCAAGCUCUCCUGUGCAGAUGCCUACCUCCGAGAACUUGGUCUUGAUGUGGUUAGUGAUGUUUUAGCCUUUGGGUGUUUUGUUUUCCUUGUGCUGUCCUAUAUGCAAAUAUUCAGGGCUGUGCUGAGGAUCCCCUCACGGCAGGGCCGGCACAAAACCUUUUCCACAUGCCUCCCUCACCCGGCCGUGGUCUCCUUGUUUCUUAGUACUGUCACAUUUGCCUACCUGAAGCCCCCCUCCAUGUCAUCCUCCUCUCUGAAUCUUUUGCUGGCAGUUCUGUACUCGGUGGUG
Messenger RNA from Oxyura jamaicensis (ruddy duck), 837 nucleotides. RefSeq names its product olfactory receptor 14J1-like. Lineage: Eukaryota; Metazoa; Chordata; Aves; Anseriformes; Anatidae. The record is from RefSeq and is a predicted model, not a curated record. Gene Ontology annotation, biological process: G protein-coupled receptor signaling pathway. The transcript has a single exon. The annotation marks the transcript as partial. Gene Ontology annotation, cellular component: membrane. Gene Ontology annotation, molecular function: G protein-coupled receptor activity; olfactory receptor activity.